Molecule: messenger RNA, 2244 nt
Organism: Cynoglossus semilaevis (tongue sole)
Lineage: Eukaryota; Metazoa; Chordata; Actinopteri; Pleuronectiformes; Cynoglossidae
Product: kinase suppressor of Ras 2-like
Exons: 4
Coding region: 1762-2244 (160 amino acids)
Source: RefSeq, a predicted model, not a curated record
AUCAUAAGAGAUGCGCUAAAACAUAUAACCUGCCUAAAAUAUAAAUAUGCUGCUUGUGGAAAAUAUCAAAUGUAUUGUAUAUAAACAUGCUUUGGAAAAUGUGCAAAUAUGUAAUCUGCGUGGAAGCAUAAGCAUGCUGCUUGGAUCCUGCAAUAUAAAAUACACAGACACUCUGAAACAGGAAUUAAGUUAAACUCAGGAUGCGUAGUCAGGAUAGGCCUUGAACUUGUGGCAGAAGCUCAGGAGGUGUACGUGACAAUAACCAGGUCUUGAGUUGAAGCCAGUGUGAGUGUGGAAAACAAAGAACAAUAAGAUCGUUUAUCAAAUAUGGUAACAAACAGGAUGUCAAUCUGACGUGCAACAUCUGUAUUUUGGGCAAGGGUCUGCUAAUAAAAAGAGCCUGAUCUUGUGAAGGGGCAGAAUUCAGCAGUUAGUCUUCUGACUCUCCGUUGGAUCCUCCCUGUGCACAGGCGAACUCGAGCAACAACUUUUGUCUUUUCUUUGUACUUUAUGAAAGUUCUUAAUACCGUUUGAGAUCGAUCAGCGAAUCCGGGGUGGCAGAGGGCCACGACAGAAUAUAUAUUUAUACCACAUUCGAAAACUUAAAAUGUCCAAUUUCUGACAGUAUAACGGACUUAGACGUCUACAAGGCACUUGAAACAUCAGGUAAUUUUACUUAUUUUAUUUUAGCCAUCCACGGGCUGUUGUAAGGCAUUAUUUAGUCUUUAGUUAACAUCAAAAUAUAUUUUUUAAUUGUUUUGUGGGUAUUUUUAGGCAAUGGGUCUAAAAUAUUAUAUUCCAGAAACAAAUAAAAUAUAAUUAAGCAUAAAUAACCUUUUAAAUAUUUGUAAAGAUUAGUGUGACAUUUAAUGAUUUAAAGAACGACAGUAUUAAUUGUAAAGCAACCCCCCCAAAAAACAAAACAAAACAGUGUAACAAUGUCAUGUGCGAUGUGAAUUGCAUAGUGUGUUAAACAACUGUUUGCAUUUUAAUGUGAGUCUUCAAAGCCCUAACUUUGGUUCAACAAUAUUACAGUAUAUACUUUGGUCAAUGUUCUGAGAAAGGACUGAAUCUAACAAGGCUGAAAAUGAUUGAAAUGAUUGAGAACCUCCUCCUCCUCCUUUCCUCCAAUCUCGCGAGAGUUGCUGCUCAUGGCGGUGCCUAGGCGCUGCUGCGAUGCUGUUGCUGUGGCUUUGAUUGACAGGAAACAUGUCGAUGUGGUGGGAGCGAAACGGGAUGUAGCUGCUGCCACGGGAGCCAGGGAGUACCUGCAUCAAGUCCCCGCAUCAGCACCUUUAAAGCCAGCGGACGUCCCUACAUUUCCAUUCGUUAAUAAUGCGCUGAGCAGCUUUUAUUUUAUUUUAUUUUAUUUUAUUUUAUUUGUUUGUUUGUUUUUUCCUAAAACAUCUAUUUAAAAGCGAUGGACACCUAGUGGAUGCUUUGGCCAGCCGUGUAGUCCCGCUUUGCAUCUUCGUCUUGUGUUUGCUCCGAGGCACAGACACCUUGAUGAAACAGCAGGAACCACGAGCACUGUUGUUGCAAUGGAGUCCACUCUGUCACGGCUCAAAGUGCGUCUGUAAACCUCUAUCACUUCGUUUCAUGGCGUUUUGCGGCUCGCUCAGCUCCGUGGACUCCUCCACGUUUCUUCCCUGAAUUUUUUUUUUUUAGAAAACAUUUAUAACAUUUUUUAAUUAUUAUUAUUAAAAAAAGAAAAUAUUAAACUGGAAAGAGGGGGAAUUAAAGGCCGCUGCUCGCCAAACUAUGAACGAGGAGAUGACAAAAAGCGAGGAGCAGCAUCUCAGUUUGCAGAAAGCCUUGCAGCAGUGCGAGUUGGUGCAGAACAUGAUUGACAUAAGCAUCUCCAGUUUGGAGGGUUUACGGACCAAAUGUGCCACAUCCAACGACUUGACACAAAAAGAGAUACGGACGCUGGAGGGGAAGUUGGUGAAGUACUUCAGCCGCCAGCUGUCCUGCAAGUGCAAAGUGGCCUUAGAGGAGCGCAGCGCUGAGCUGGAGGACUUCCCUCACCUCGGCCACUGGUUCCAAAUUGUCAACUUGAGGAAAGAGGUCACGCAGGAGAUUCCAGGUGAGGUGACCCUGGAGGGUCUGCUCGACAUGAAUGAGGAGCAGGUGUGUGAGCUGCUGCAGAAGUUUGGUGCCAAUGAGGAGGAGUGUGCUCGACUCAAUGCCUCACUGUCCUGCCUGAAAAAGGCCCACCAGCUCGCCUUUAACCCGUCACCUUAG